Bursaphelenchus xylophilus (pine wood nematode) is the source of this 1602-nucleotide messenger RNA. The record is from the annotation of a GenBank genome assembly. NCBI's taxonomy places the organism in Eukaryota, Metazoa, Nematoda, Chromadorea, Rhabditida, Aphelenchoididae.
AUGAAGUUUCUAUUUGUUUUUUAUUUCUGUUUGAAAGUGUCCGGAAACUUUUAUUUCAACGAUGAAGUUUUAUUCAACGUCGUAACAGAAGGGCACGGAAGAAUUGAAGAAGAAGGCAUAAAUCCACAAAAUUUGAUCCCAAUCGUCACUGCGGACAAUGAAAAAUUGAAAUGUUUGAUGCCAAAUGUGAAUCACAAAGUAAAAAACUUUUCCUGUCUUGUAUAAUCCUUUAGCCCGCCGACACGAUGGACACUUACCUAGGCCCUAGUCCCAGCGAGUUGGUCAACGGAAUCUAUACCGACAAAGCAUGUCUGUUACGUAUAGAAGUGUAUUGGUCUUAUGAAAUUUGUCACGGCAGGUAUAUUCGGCAGUUCCAUGAGGAAAAAGACUCAAAACAAGUGGUCGAAUUCUUUCUAGGAAGUUAUUGUAAGUUACGUUACAUUUGUCAGUGUUUUAAUUCAGCCGAAAGUUCGAAUGAUAAGGAGGCUGUGGACCCUAGCAACCCUCCAAAACAAGAGAUAAACGGAAAAACGCAAACGUAUUAUCCUGUCCUUUAUCAACACGGAACGUCGUGUGAUCUGACAGGGCAGCCUCGUAUCACCACUGUCAAUUAUGUCUGUGCCGAGGUAAGCUACUCUGUUACUUAUAAAUUCAAUUUAGGAGGGCAUGGAUAUAUUUUAUUCUUUGACGGAGAUCAGUACUUGUGUUUAUGAGGCUAUUGUUGGUAUAAACGAGCUUUGUGUGCAUCCUAUGUACAAAGUAAAAGUUCCAGCCGAAAAUCCUAUCAGAUGCUUUGCUGCUCCUGAGGUAAAAACUCCAGAGCCACGGUCCCUGCGAACUUUUAAUGCCGAACUUGCCCGUAAAGCCAUGUUACCGUUGCAAGUUGGACGCGGCCCUUUAAUGCAAAGAACACCUGAGUCUAAUGUAAUCGACGACAUCUACAAACUAUUCCAAAAAAGUACAGACCCAAAGAUCAAAAAGUUAUUAGACAAACAUUUGAGUACGUUUGAAGAGAGGCCAAAGAAGGUCCCCGAGAAUGAGGAUACCACCGCGAUGAAUGAUUUCUGGACUGGUAAAGCAUGCCUUUAUGGUGGUACUGGAUGGUGGAAAUACGAGUUUUGUUAUGGCCAUUCGGUAUGAGUCCAACGAAUUAUGUCCUUGACUUAUAGGUGGCCCAAUUUCACGAAGAAAAGGGGAAAACGACCAAGAUCAUGCUGGGCUACUUCGACAGGAAUACACACAAAGAAUGGGCGGACACAUCUCCAUCAAAAGCACGGAAGCUAAACGAGGGCGAAGUAUAUCAAGUGUCCAUGUUUUAUUCUAGGGGUGAUGUCUGUAAAGAAGCAAAUACUCUUAGGUAAGACUUCAAACACUCAUCUAAAUUAAAAAAGGAGCUGCGAGGUUCGUCUAACAUGCCGACAGGAAGAAAGCCAGGACAGUGAAAAAAUCACGAUGUAUCUUAUCGAACCAGAAACAUGUACCUAUGUUCUGGUAGUGGAAUCUCAGCUUUUCUGUGAUCCCAUACAAAAGGCGGGCAAAGAUGGUCUCUUCCCCAAUCCUGCAAAAUUGGACAGGCCACACUCGGGUCAUAUUGAGUUGUAA